AAACCCAACCCUGAUGCAGCCCUCAAUGAAAUCGAUUUUGACACCCCUGCUCUACAGACUAGUCGCUAAUAAUACUUUUUCUGCUUCUUCUAUCAUCCAGGCUUGAUUUCUGGGGGAACCGGCGUGGACGAUGGGUGGUGCGGUGAGCGCGGGAGAAGACAACGACGAGUUAAUUGAUAACCUGAAGGAGGCUCAGUACAUCCGGUCAGAGCUGGUAGAACAGGCCUUCCGGGCGGUCGACCGGGCUGACUACUACCUGGAGGAAUUCAAGGAGAACGCCUAUAAAGAUUUGGCCUGGAAACAUGGCAACAUCCAUCUCUCUGCCCCCUGCAUUUACUCCGAAGUCAUGGAAGCCCUGGACCUACAGCCUGGACUUUCCUUCCUGAACCUAGGAAGCGGCACCGGUUACCUCAGCUCCAUGGUUGGGCUCAUCUUGG
This is a messenger RNA of Thamnophis sirtalis, 437 nucleotides long. Lineage: Eukaryota; Metazoa; Chordata; Lepidosauria; Squamata; Natricidae. The record is from RefSeq and is a predicted model, not a curated record.